Messenger RNA from Cyprinodon variegatus (sheepshead minnow), 1851 nucleotides. Its product is annotated as ras-related protein Rap-2a-like. Gene Ontology annotation, cellular component: plasma membrane. The transcript has 2 exons. The coding region runs from base 369 to 920 and encodes 183 amino acids. Gene Ontology annotation, biological process: negative regulation of cell migration; Rap protein signal transduction. The record is from RefSeq and is a predicted model, not a curated record. Lineage: Eukaryota; Metazoa; Chordata; Actinopteri; Cyprinodontiformes; Cyprinodontidae. Gene Ontology annotation, molecular function: GDP binding; GTPase activity; GTP binding.
GAGGAUGCGCUGCCUUCAGAGGCGUGGAUUCUCAGCUCCACUGUCUUUUUAACGUCACAUCUGCUCCUCGCCUUCAAACCGAGGUGCAGAGAAAUGGAGCCCAGCUUUUCUGCAUCAUAAAAAAGGAUGAUCCGUCCAGAUGUUUCUAAUAAUAGCCGCUCUUCUUGCUCUUUGCAUCAUGGAUGUCUCCGGAACGGUGUCCCUUCGAGGUAGCGUGGGAAUAUCUCAGUAGAAAAGGCUCCGGCAUCCAUUCCUGCGUGGCCGUGGGAGCAUCUCCUCUUCCGGGAGGCUGGCUGCAGGCUUGCGUGGGGAUGCGUUUCUCCUCUCUCCUCUGCACGCGGGGUUUGUCUCCAGAGGAGCGGUAGGCGAUGCGGGAGUAUAAGGUGGUGGUGCUGGGCAGCGGCGGGGUGGGCAAGUCCGCCCUCACCGUCCAGUUCGUCACCGGGACGUUCAUAGAGAAGUACGACCCGACCAUUGAAGAUUUCUACAGGAAGGAGAUCGAGGUGGACUCCUCUCCAUCGGUGCUGGAGAUCCUGGACACGGCGGGGACCGAGCAGUUCGCCUCCAUGAGGGACCUUUACAUCAGGAACGGUCAGGGCUUCAUCCUGGUCUACAGCCUGGUCAACCAGCAAAGUUUUCAGGACAUCAAGCCCAUGAGGGACCAGAUCAUCAGGGUCAAGAGGUACCAGCAGGUGCCGGUGGUGCUCGUGGGGAACAAGGUGGAUCUGGAGGACGAGAGAGAAGUGUCCCCCAGCGAGGGCCAGGCGUUGGCCGAGGACUGGGGCUGCCCCUUCAUGGAGACGUCAGCCAAGAGCAAGACGAUGGUGGACGAACUGUUUGCUGAGAUCGUCAGGCAGAUGGACUUCUGCCCUCUGCCCGACCGAAGGGAGACCUGCUGCCCUGCCUGUAGCAUUCAGUAACCGCCUGAGGGAGGAGCGGUGGGUGGAGGGGGGGAGUAGAACGCGCAUUAAAGUGCAAAUGUAUUCGUGUUAGAGAGUCGGAGGAGAAAAAUCCACUUGUGUUGAUAGUAUUUCUUCAAGUUUCAGCCUUCUGUCUGGAAAGGCAUUGUGGGAAAUGUAGUAAAACGCUCUCUGAAAAAGGUAAAGGUGAGUCAGAUCCAAGCAUUCAUCACCUGUUUGACAAAAACUGGAUUUCCACUUGAACAACAAAGCAACACUCAACCUCCAGCAUCCAUCAGCACUGGUUGAUUCAUUUGGAGUGAAAUUCCUUAAUGCACCGUGGUGCCAAAUAUAUAUUAGUGAAGAGGAUUGUAGUGCUAAAUGCUCUUUGGGAAAGCAGCCAUAGGUUAAAGCAGGUAUGGCAGUGCGCUCAGUGGUCUCUUUUCCUCCCUUUGUGUUUUCCGUCUCUUUUUUGCACCUUUUUGGACAUUAUCUGGCAGUGCAAGACCUUCCACCAUGUAACAGAUACGUAACGCCACUGUGAUGGGAGUUGCACUGGGAGCUCAUUUCACAGCAGGACCCGCCUAACUUAACUACGAAUGAAUGAAAAGAUGCAAGAAUGUCUAAGAGAACCGCACCUUUGGAGGGGGGAGUUCCUGCAGAAGAUCCCAAACGCUGACCUACUGUGGAUGAUGUGUGCAUGAAGCUGUGCUGUCACACUGACACUGAGUACAAUCAGUCUCGCCCCAAAGAGGCAGUAUCAGUCAGUCAAAUUUGUCGUUUGAAAUGUUCGGACACUCGUCUUCUUUUUCACACUACGUAUGAUCCAAAUGCUUGAUUUGAGUAUAAGGUAAGCAGAAGUGUCAGCGAGUAGCUCGUCUGUCUGGGUCACACCAGUUAUGUUAGUGGUUUGAUGUCAGAAACACUUAUUUUCAAAAAAUAAAACUUUACG